Molecule: messenger RNA, 11097 nt
Organism: Sus scrofa (pig)
Lineage: Eukaryota; Metazoa; Chordata; Mammalia; Artiodactyla; Suidae
Source: RefSeq, a predicted model, not a curated record
UGGAACGUGCUGAGCCACAACAGGAACUCCUGUAAGACUUUUCUUAUUGAUUUAUAUUUUAAAAUACAUGUCCUAAGGGCUUCAUAAAAAUGGACAUGGAAACCUAGAACAAAUGCUGAACAGGAUUAGGUUUUAGAGUUCGUUAAAUAGAAGAAACCAAAUUCAAAUGCUCAAGAAUAGAAUGCAACAUAAAGAUAAGAAGUUUCAAUACUGAAUUACAUCAAAUUUUCUGCAUAUACUGAGGUGAUCAUUUGAUUUUUCUUCUUUAGUUUGUUAACAUGAUAUGUAAUAAACAUUGAUUUUUUUGAAUGUGAAAACAACCUUGCCCUCAUGAAAGAAACUUUCUUUAAUGGCUUUUGCGUCCAUUGCCAUUUCCCCAGGAACUUUCAUUUCUUCAUUGGUAGCAGUGCUAGAGGACCCUCAUCCUCUUGAAUUCCUUCCCCCUUGCUAGAAUUAAAUGUGUUGCAAUCCAGACAUCAGCAUUGGGUUUCAUAGCAGAGGAUGCUGAGACCAAAGAAAGGGGCAAACUGGAAGACUGUGGAGGAGGUCAUGGCAUAUCUGGUAACAGGGCCAGGAACCUUUCAUUGCAGGAAAAGUCACAUUUCCCUCAUAAACACAGACACAUAACUCAGAAAAAUAUCAUCAGCAAAACAGCAUAGUGAAAAUGAGAAUAUUUUUGAUACUAAAUUAAACACUUAAACAUGAUUUUGGUGACUACUAAGAAUUAUUCCAUGAUCAAAAAUUGGCAUAAAUUAGAAGUAAAUAUUCCAGCAUGAAGUAAUAAGAGCAACAUAUACAAGACCCCUUUUGGUAAAACCAAGACUAUCUUUUUAUCAAUUAAAAUACUGUCUUUCCAUAAUCUAUGUCUGUGUAUAUGAAAUUAUCCAGUAACUACAAAUUUGAAUAUCCAAGCAUUCAUAUGUACCAAGGAGUUUAGAGAAUUAAUCAUUUAUACUCAUGAAGUGACGCCCAAGACACCCUUUUCCAUUAAUUUGCUAAAGGUGCACACAGAAUUCAAGGAAAUACUUCUAUUUACCAGCUUAUUAAAGGAUAUGACAAAAGAUACAAAUGAACAGCCAGAUGAAGAGUUACACAGUGUGAUGUCUGAGAGAGGUUCAAGCUCAGGAGUUUCUAUCCCCAUGGAGUUGGGGUAUUCAUCCACCUGGAAGCUCUCUGAAUUCUUACUUGGGGAUUUUUUCAGGGGGGACUUCCUCAUUUGGGCAUGAUCAACCAUCAUCUCCAUUUUUAGUCCUUCCUUCUCAAGAGAAUGGGGCGGGGGCUGAAACUUUCAAGCCUCCAUCAUGGUUUGAUCUUCUGCUGACCAACCCUCAUCCUGAAGCCAUGCAGAAGCCCACCCAGACUCACCUCACAAGAACAAAAAGACACACCUAUCACCUAGGAAAUUACAUGGGUUUCAGGAGCUCGGUGCCAGGCACUGGUGGCAGAGACCAAUAUAGAGUCUAUUAUCUCACAGAAGCAUAUUGGAAGUGGAUUCCUUGUGUGCCUAAGCCUGAUCUUCUCGGUCAAGAGGAGACCCACAUCUUCAUCACAAGUGCCCUUGCAAACGAAGCGGAAAUCAGGAGCCACCAUGAUCUCCACUGAUGCUACUCAUUCCAAUGAAGGACUCUCCACACUGCUCAGGUACCCUAGUUGCCCACACUGGGGACUGUAAUACCCCACGGACAAUGUCAUAAAGGGGGAAGACACUGUAUCAAAAGCAACAGGAGAUGCCAAAGAUGUGUUCUUGAACAUGAACGUUCAUGACAGUACAGCCAUAUGAAUAGUUCAUAUAUGAAGAAAAACUCACCAGGUGGUGAUUAAAAAGUACAAUCCCUAAAUGAAUACCCAAUUCCACCUGCCAAAGCAAUGUCCAAUGAUAUCACAAGGGAAUUUCCUAUAAGAAUCAAAGUACCCUUUCUAUACAGUACCAGCAAGAUGUGAGGCUCCGGGAGUGUGAAGGGUAGAGGCGGGAAGGCACUGUGUACUCUGAAGAAGAGACUAUGCGUAGAACACACUGGUGAUAGCAGAAAAGGCUACUUAAGAUGACUCAAACCCAGGCCCCGGGCCUCCAGCCCGAGUGUCCACUCUAAAGAAUAGAACUUGAGUUCAAUUAAACUAUCCCUAGCUUCUGGGUGUACCACACAGGUUUCUAGACUUUGGAGAAUGGAGACUGUCCAUUCUGGUCAGAGUAAGAAGAAAUAUGGUCAAGACCAUACACACACAAAAAUUUAAAGAACACGAGGACACGCUUAACUUUGGGAUUUGAAAUGACUGCACUGGCCUGUCAAAAUGUGUAUGUGUGUGUGUAUGUAUGAGUCCAGCAUGUCCCAUAAGCCUUGGUGAAGCUUUUCUAACUUCAGAAGUAUAAAUGCUACUAACACAAACCAUAUCGUUUCGAUGUUUAAUUACUUACUUAUCUUUCUAUUAUAUGGAGUUUUGUAAAUUUUAAGUAAUACGUCAUUUGUUUGAAUUUUUGUGUCAGUUGUUCUGAGUGAAGAACAAAGGUGGAUGGAAACAAUCACAAAUUAAAUAUUCAACGUUAAGUCAGGAUAAAAUAAGAUUCCAUUUCUGGGUUGAGGAACGUCAAAAACUUACCACAUGGGAAAAACAGAGUUAAGAUUUGCAACCAUGUGGAGGAAUCUAAAGGACAUCCUGCUAAGGCAAAUAGGCCAGACAAAGACAAAAACAGCGCCUUAUCACUUCCAUGUGAAAUCUACCAGGAAAAGUCAGACUCAUAGAAACAGAGAGGUGGUUGCCAGGGGCAGGGUUGAGGGAAAUAAGAGGCCAGUAACAGGGUACAGAUGAUACCCAACCCAAGUCUGCUGUGUGUGCCGCUCGACAGGCCAAUAAAUUCGGAGACGAGUUUUUGAGACAAGGAAUAGCAACUUUAAGCGGAAAGAUGGCUGACCGACAAGAUGGCAGACCCGUGUCUCAAAAACCCAUCUUGCCUCAGUCCCAAUUCAGGCUCUGCUUAUCCAGAGGGAAGGGGAGAGAGGGAGGGGCCCAUGGUCACUCCCUGUCGCUUGCUUGGGGGAAGGGCCCACCGCAACGCCCACCAGUGGCUGAGCAGGGCCAUAAGGACACUCCCUAACGGUUGCUCCCUGACACAGACUUCGUUAUGAAAUGAAGGUUUUGGGAUCUAAUGUACAACAUGAGCUGAUAAUACUGUGUGGUAUCAUUGAAAUCUGCUGAGGAAGUACAACUUCUAUGUAAACAGGUAAGGUGAGAAAAGGAUGAGAUUGCAGACAGAGGAGAUGCUGACGGUUUAUAUAUGUGUCUCUGGGCAACAGCCAAAUGCCUGGGAGAGGAUCAGACUUUCAAAGGCUAAGAAAUAGGUGGGUUCAAGCCAAGAUCUCCAAGAGACCUGCGGAACCAGGAAAUACCUGGCUUUCAGGUGAAAUGAUCCGAAAAUUGAUUGAGGUCUAGAAGGCCCAAGAGGCUGGAAGGAGAGAGCUGAGGGGCUGGGUGGCAGGGGAGGGGCGCUGGCCCAGCCUCCUCCCCUCCUGUCCCCUCCCCCACCCUCAAGAGCCCUUUGUGAUGUGGCUGCAGUUCUGUGGUAUGAGCCUGGGGCUCUAACUGCCAGGUCAUUCACAGGGUUCAGUUGCCUGAGGGUAACAGUGUUAUUUCCUGUGAAAGUCUUGUGAAGAGACAAAGACUCUCCGCUCUUUUGUGAAAAAUAUUUGUGCUCUUUCGUGGCGCCCCAGUCCCGAUUCCUGGGUGGAUGAAACCAUCCUCGCCUUGGUGUGUAGACUGGGGCUCUUCUUCCUACUACUCCCCUACCUCAGGAGUGAUCCGUCCUCACUACCACCUAGGACACACGGGAGCAUCAGGAAGCAACAAAUAGAGCCGCUGGGGAGGAGGAGGAGGAGGAGCAUGAGACAGAGCGCUUUGAAAGGUAAGCUUCCAUGUUCAGCCCUGUGCGCCCUGAGAGUCUGCUUCCAUCUCUCCCGGCCCUGAGGGACCAGCUCCUUGGUCUAUAAGGAUGCCAGCAGCAGGGAACAGAAUCCUCAGCAAAGGAAAGCAGGAACCAGAUCCUUUUGCAGAAUGAAGCUGUGAGGAGCCUGGGAAAGGGCCUGACCCAGCAGGGGCGUGUGGGCUGUCUUGGACCAGGAGUGCCUGGAUUGGGAGGUGGAUCCUCCAGAUUGGACUGAGAACAAGUGGUUUCACAUGGCUGGGAUUCCUCUGUGAGGUCUCCCUGCUCCCUCCCCCCCACCUCCGCACAUCCAGGGAGCUUGUGAGGGCGGCCAGGGGUAAUAGAUAUGGAAGCACUUUGCCAAUGAGAAAACUGUCUGGGAGCUUCUCCAUCACUGUCAGGAUUUGUGUGGCCUUGGACACUGGUGCUUGGGUUCCAGUCUCCCAAAAGUGUCCCUAAAGGGACCAGCCUCCUGUAAAACCCUCAUGCCCUUGCCUUCACCACCAUGACCCAGUGUCCUGAUUUCCAGCCUGCAGAGAUGGUCUGCAACAGCUGGGAUGGGUUUGGGGCCUGAUGGCACAUCUGCAAAGGUAAAGAAUCUUUCCUUUCUCUCCUGGGUUCUCCUUCCUUCCAGGGCUCAGGGUGUGACCCUAGGGCUGCAGGCAGCCUGGGGCUGACCUGGGAAGGGGAGCCAUGGCAGCAGGGUUCAGCUCAAGCCCCAAGGGGAGGGACAACAGGUGCACUGUGAAGUCAGCGUGGGGGCUGUGGGGGGUCGUGGCUGCAGGUGCCUACCCCUGCCUUGGCCCUGUCGGCUCCUGCCUAGAGCCUGUGCCUCUUGUCUCCUGCAACCACCUGCGCAGAGUCCCUGACAGGGGCCGCUUUCACUGCUAUUCACGUCCAGACCCCCUUGGCGAGGUGUGCCAGGUAGUGCCUGCUGGAGCCCAGCAGCCAUGCAGGGAGCCUGCACAAGAGGCUGUUCCUACCAUGUCCCCAUCAGCUUCCCGGGCUCCUCUGACCCAGAGCCCUCCCCCUCUGGCCUCCAUCCUGGCAGCAGACCCUCAAGACCAAUGCAACAUCAAGAGCAUCCCACAGGGUCCUGUCGCAAAGUGCUCACCUCCAGGUAACUCCUUUUGGGCAUCUACCAUCCAAGCCAUCUGGGUCUUGGCCUCGCUAGCUGUCCCAUGUCAUUCCUGUCGUGCUGGUGGGAGACCACCAAGGCCUUAUUCUUCCCCACCUCAUCCAAGCAGGAGGCCCAGCAAGAGCCCACCUCACCAGAGGCCUCCAACUGGAAAAGCCCCACAGACAGCUGCGGAGAGACGAGCAGACCCUCACUUGUCAGCCCACAUAUCCAGAGGCUGCUGGAGAUCCUUCAUCAGCAAGAGGAUAGAACUAAAGAUUCAGAAAGAGAGAGGAAAAUAUGGGUCAUUUUCAAAACAAAGGAGCUCAGACUACCCCCUGAGCUCUUUAGGGAUGAUAUGGACAUCACUGAGUGGGCAGCAGGAUGCUACAACCCCUCCAUCCUUUGGGAACAUAAAGACAAAGCAGAGCUGCUGCCCGGUCCUCAGCAGUUCUUAUACCUCGGGGUCUUGAGGGACCACUUUGAGUGCACACACAGCCAGCUCUUCUGGGGUCUCCCCUCUCUGCACAGCGAGGCAUUGGUGGCUACUGCUUUUGUCCCUUGGAGCUCUUCUCAACUACAGGCUCCCCCGUUUUAUUCUAUGGAAUCUCUAGUGGCUUUCCACAACCCACGCCACCGAGACUAUCUGAAGGUUUUUCCCAGGACUCCUUCUUGCCCUGCUCUGAGGCCCAACCCCAGCCUUUGACUCAAAACUUGCCUUAGUCCCAGGCCCUCUUCCUGGCUCAGACCCAUGCCUAGCACUUCCUCCCACUGUCUCUCUCCUGUUCAGACCACCUUCUGCUCCACCCCAGCUGGGGACCCUUGGGCUAUAUUGCCCAACAUUCCAGAAGAAGGCACUCUAUUUCACCCCAGCUGAAACGCAACCUCUGGCAUGCUCCUGGCUGCAGAAGCAACAGCUUCAAAAGAGGCUCACUGAAAAUCAAAAAGAGAGGGGCCUGUCUCUCGGGAUCCCACUGUCUCUGGAACUGAAUCCAUUUCAGUGCCCACUGGUAGACAUGCAUGCAGCACAGGGCCGACAAGGACCCAGGCAGCCCUCUAGUCUCACAGGCAGUAGUGGCCUGGACCCAUAUAAGACAAGGUCCAGGAGCACUACCAGAUCCCAGAGGAGAUGCCAAAUGACCAUCCAACUAGGCAAGGAGUUCAUCAAGGCUCUAGAGCCAUGUCUCAGUAGGGUCUCAAAAGAUCUCUCCAGGACCAGCCUCCCAGACACGUUUCUGGAAAUGAACUCUGACAUGGUGGCAGAAAGAUCCUUGCAGAGGGACUCUGCAAAGUGUUUCCCCAGGGUUCCAGAUAGAAGACAUCUAGAAAGAACCUUGAAAGUCCAUCUGAGCAAAAAGGUGCAGCAGAUUCAUAAGGGUUUGAUCCCUGUGACUGUACGGCGAUCCUGGCUUGCUUCCAACCAGUCUCUUCCUAAGUCCCACAGUCACAAGGAAAUCCGAAAUCCAGCAUCCUUGAAGUAUUGGAAGCCCUGUGUAAACACCUCCAGGCAGCUUUCCUUUCUUAGUCCUGGCAUUCGACAGAUGCUGGAAGUACAUAUUAUGAGGCUGAGGGUAAGGUACAGGUGGGGCUUUCCUACCCAGGCUUUUGAACCCAUAUAUCUCAAGCCAAGUGGGGCUCAGCCCUCACCCCUUCCAAGGUGUACCUUUUCCCCCUCAGUCACCCAGCAACCCAGGGAACACUCCAAAGCCAACGUUUCCAAGGUCUUGGGAAAACCUCAGCCCCAUCAGGGAGAGAACGUGCUAACAAGAGUGUCCGUUCCCACCCUGCUGAGUCCCCUGCCUGCCCCCUCACCUGCAGCUAGGCAAGUCCACGGCGCCCUGGGCAGGCCUCUACCUGGAGUCAGCCACGAGCCCUCAGAGGCCCCUCUGACUGGGCAGGAGAGAAGGACGCCUCCUCCCAAGCCCCCACGCAAACACAGGGGCGGAAUCCUGCCGGUGGGGAAUUUCUCAGGGCCCAGUCCAACUUCACCAAUGACCAGGAGGAAAUCCAGGGAAAGGUGUCUGGCUCAGACCUACAAAGACCUCUGCCAUAGUGCCUCGGUACUGGAGAUGGACUUAACGUCCCCAUCUUCAAUGGCCAAACAGGCCAUGGAGGCAGUGGAGGCCAUGGAGACUGGGGAGGACCCUGCUGGGGAAGUUAUCUUGGGACCCAGUGUGCUGGCCAACUCUCAAACCUCGGAGGCAGAUCUGAGAAAAUCCGGGUUUCCAGCCACUAGCACAAGCCUAUCACCGCUGACAAAGCCAAUGACCCAAGACCCAAAGGAGCCUUGACUUAAAACACAGGUGGCUAGUAAGUUUGAACGGAGAGGUCUGGUAGAGGCAAAGAAUCAGCCUCAAGGCCAUGCCACCGAUGAGGACCUUAAAGAUACUCACACAGAUGUCCUCCUCCAAGACUAUGCCACUGGCAUGCUCCUCCAGGAUGCUGUCACCACUGUGCUCCUUCAAGACUCUCACACUGAUGUGCGCCUUGCUUCAGACAUCUUGGCUUCUCAGAGCUCCCUGUCCAAUUUCCAGAGAGAAUAUGCUAGUGAAGACAGGCCAGCUUCCCAGUUACCAUACGACCCCAAAGGGAGCGAACAGAGCAGCCAAGGGCAGCAGAAAUCCACAAAACCAAAACUUAGGGACCCAUACAAUAGCCAGGGUGUGAUGCUUGCCCCAACUGAUGAGUGGAGGGGAUUUAUGAGGCUCCAACCAGAAGAGCACAAAAACUCAAAGAGCAGCCAGGGACAACAGCAACCCCCAAACCCAAAAGUGACCCAUGUAAGGGCCAGAUGGUCUCAGAUGAUGAGGAGGAGGUCUGUGAGUGGCUCCUACCAGAAGAUGACAAUGAAACAAAUGGCCAGAGAGAGAUGUUUGCCCCAGCUAAGGAGUGGCAGGGCUUCAAGAGGCCCAAGCCAAAAGCACAUAAACAAAGAAAGAGCUGGAGAGAGAGGUUUGCUCCAAAUGAUGAGCAGAGGGGACUUACAAGGCUCCAACCAGAAGAGUAUGAAGAAAAGUUUUCAGGUCUAAGGGCUUCCCAAGCCAAUGGUGUGAGCCAUCCUCCCAAGGUCAAGGAAAGAGGAGAGUCCCUUGGGAGCAAAGACCUCCCGUUCUCUCCAGGGAAGCAACAGAUUUUACUGGAAAGCUACUUCAGAAGAAGGAUGAAGCGCUUUCUGCAGUGUGUAAGUCCCCAUAAAAAAGGUAAAGGAAUGGAAACAGUCCCUCAAAAAGGCAAGCCAGUAUCACUCACUGCUCCAUGCCAGGAACCAGUGCAAGGGGGAUCUGGGGCUCCAGAAGCUGAGGUGACUGGAACUGUUAUUGGACAGAUCCUGGGAGAGCAACUGGGGCUUCGUCAAGACCUCCAGCCCUCAGAGUUAAACCAGCACACACAGCGGCUCCAGCCCCCAGCAGGGGGGCAGUCUCACUACCAGAAGGUUCACGCCUUCUUAGAACAGAAAAGACUGUUGAGAAGUCGAGUUCACAGUCGCCAAACCACCCCCAAGGACCACAGCUCUCUCAACAGUGGGGGUACCAAAGACAAGGGUGGCAAGUGGACCUCCCCACCCAAGGACCUGGGGACCCCAGGCAGACCCUGCCAGCAGGGACCAAUAGCGGCAGGUACCUCAGGCCAUCUGCACCAUCACCCGACAUGCUCUCCUCAAAAAUGUGCAUCUGCUGGUCAACCAGGGUGUGCUCCUCAAGCUUUGCCUGAUAGGAAAAUUCAGUCCAUGCUAAGGAAACCUGUUUCUCCCUCAUGGUAGCACAUCCUCUAUGUGCCAAUGGCUUAUUCCUACCAUAAUGUUCAUUGUUUCCCCAAAUAUGUUUCUUUCCCACAAGAGGUGGCGAUUUCUGUCUGUGCCUGCAGGGGGAGGGGAUGGGAUCAGGGUCCACUUUUCCCAGGUGUCUGCUUUGGCUUCCAGAAGGGACAGGGCCAUAGAGGGAGGCUGGCCCCAAGGUGGAAUGCUCGCCCCCAGUUCCCUGGUUGCACCUGAAGCUCCCCUAAUACCAGAAUUACCAAAGCAAGCGACAGCAUUCAGGACAUGGCAGGGGAACGCAACCUGGAAGACUUCCCCCCACGCUACCAUCUGGCUCAGCCAUCCUCUCCCGCUGUCUACCUUGAACUUGUGUGGCUGUAGGGGACGGGGGUGGGUGGCAGAGGCUGAAAUGCCCCUCAGGCUCCAACAAGUAUCAGAGACCAGUUCCCAUGUCAGAAUAAGGAGGGCAUUUGGGGGCAGCGCUGGGGUGCGGGCAGGGGUGGGCAGGCCUUGGUGGGCAGAGAUGACAUCCACCUGGGAAGCUUCUCCUCUGGCUGAGGGAGCUGGGGGGGAGAUGGCCCAGGAGGUCACCCUCUCUCUGCCUUUCUCAGGCUCUGGAGCAGCGGCAAGGACAAGGACCAGGCAGUCCCAUCUGUGAGGGUGCAGGGGGAGGGUGGGGACCAUUGAGGCCACUGAGGGCCUGUCCACUCCUCCUGCUCACAGGGCCCAUAUCCCCUGGGGGACAAGCAGGGCCAUGACCAUGUGUGCUGUCACCUCACCACCUGUUAGAGGACACUGUGCCCCAGGCUGGGAUGCCGGGAAGGAGGCAAGUGGAAGAGGUGCCCAGGCUGGGAUGCAGGCAAGGUGCAGUGACCAAGGAGCCUCUGGUGUCCCACCACAUCUCUGGCCCAGAGAGGAGAAGUUGGCUCUUGGUGGCCCUACCCCAGAGCCUCCCUGCUCCUCCAGCUCCCAGAGCCCAGAGGAAGGAUGCCUGUAGCUCCUUCAUGGAGGUGCGGGGGAGGCUCAUGGAGGCAGCAGAGCCUCAACAGGGCGGGUCACUUCCCCACCAUGAUCUCAUCAGCUUUCACGGCAGGGGCAGCUCCGGACAGACUCGCAAUCUGUGACCUUUACCUACAUACAUGGCCCUAGGAGGCUCCCAGGCACUUAAGAGGCCAGGGACUGUCCUAGGGUUCUAGCAAGUGUCACCUGGCAGCAGCCUUGCUCACUCCAGAGCCCCGAGGGAGAAGGGCCAGCAGACAGGACUUGUCACACAGUAGGGAGGAAGUGACCUGCAGGGCAGGAGGGCGCAUUGGGUCCCCUCCCUGACCGUGCACACGGGAAGCUGGGGGACCAGGGCAGUUCUCUAGAGCCCUCGGUGCUUUGUGUCAUGGUCACUCCCACGGUGGAGGGACCUUCUCCAGGAGGGGACCCGAUCCAGGUGAUAGCAGGAAGGGCCCUGCCCCAUGCCUGUCAGGACCCAACAUGUGGGCCCAGGACCCACGGAGGAGGGGGGAGCAGGCACAGGUUUCUUCCUGGAGCCAGGUCCUGCCUCAGGGCCCCAUCCUCCAGGGUGGACACAGCAGUGAUAGCGCAGUCAGGACCAGGGAAGGGACCAGGACCCAGAGCAGAGCACACCCUCGGGAGCUCAGGAGAGGGUGGCCCAGAGCGGGACCUGAGACUGGCCACUGCUGUGUCCUCUCAGGGGCACUGAGAGGUGGGGCUGGGGGUGGGGGGAGCUGGCUCCUGUCAGAAAUGACACAGAUGGCGACACUGAGAGAACAGCAAGAAACAAGAAGGGGCAAGUCUCUCUGCCCUUCUCCUGCCAUAAGAUCCGAAGGCCAGCAAUGGGAAGCCCGCCACCAAGAGUCCCACACAGAGACCCCUUGAGACCUGCACAGAGACCUCUCAGAGAUCAUAUAGAGAGACCUCCACAGAGACCCCUGACAGACCCCCACAGAGAGCUCAUGGAGAAGAUACACAGACUUCACCCAGAGACCUCUGAGAGACCCUCACUGAGACCUGUCAGAGAUGAUACAGACUUCACACAGAGAAACCUCCCCCAGGAACCUCAUACAGAGCCCACUCUCAGGGAAGAGAAAUCUCCGAGACCCGCACACAGAUCCAUGAGGUCCACACAGAGGCACCCAGUGCUCCACCAAGAGCACAGAGGGACCUCAAACCAAAGCCUGAGCCAGCCACCCAGAGACAGACCCUGAGCAGAUCCCAAGCCACACAGCAAACUGACAGUGAAGGAGGCUGACACCAGUGGACCCCACACACCAAGAAAAUUCUUGUGUAUUUGUUAAUUACUUC